Messenger RNA from Aureobasidium pullulans EXF-150, 942 nucleotides. Its product is annotated as aldolase. Gene Ontology annotation, molecular function: 4-hydroxy-tetrahydrodipicolinate synthase activity. The transcript has a single exon. Lineage: Eukaryota; Fungi; Ascomycota; Dothideomycetes; Dothideales; Saccotheciaceae. The coding region runs from base 1 to 942 and encodes 313 amino acids. The record is from RefSeq and is a predicted model, not a curated record.
AUGGCGUCUCCUCCUCCGCCCGGUGUUUGGUCCCCUGCAGUCACUUUUUACAACCCUGCGACUGGCCAACUCGACCUUGAAUCUCAAGAAAAGUACAACUAUUACCUGUCAAAGAGCGGACUUUCCGGCCUUGUGAUCCUAGGCACGAAUGGAGAAGCAUUCCUCCUCACCCGCGAAGAGCGUGCUCGGCUCAUCUCCAAUGCUCGCAAAGCCGUAGGCCCUGACUUCCCUCUCAUGGCCAGCGUGAGCGCCUUCUCCACCAUUCAAGUCCUCGAAUACAUCGACGACGCAUACAAAGCUGGUGCCAAUUACGCGCUUCUCCUGCCUCCUUGCUACUACGACAAAGCCACCACGCCCGCUGUCAUCUCAGGUUUCUUCGCCGAGGUCGCUGAGAAAUCACCACUUCCGAUCAUCAUUUAUAAUGCUCCGGCCGUCUGUAAUGGCAUCGAUUUGGACUCUGAAACCAUCACCGCUAUUACGAAACAAGCAAAGGGCAAAAUAGUGGGUGUAAAGUUGACGUGCGGUAGCGUGGGCAAGAUCUCUCGCCUCUCUGCCUCCCUCCCAUCAUCCACCUUCUCAAUUUUCGGCGGCCAAUCCGACUUCCUCGUCGGUGGUCUCGCGACUGGCUCUGCGGGCUGCAUCUCCGCCUUCGCAAACGUAUUCCCCAAGACUGUGGUACACAUCUACAAGCUCUUCACUUCAGGGAAACAACAAGAAGCGUUGGAACUGCAGAGGAAAGCGGCGUUGGCGGAAAGUCCUUGUAAAGCUGGAACUGCCAGUACCAAAUUUGCGGUCGCGGUGUACAGUGCGGUGGAAGCUGGUGUGCAGGAUGCGGAGGAGAAAUUGAAGCCGAGGAAGCCGUAUGCUGUUGCUCCUGAGGGGGUGAAGCGGAAUAUCAGGGAGCUUAUGGCUGGGAUUGCUGAGGUGGAAGCGUCGUUGUAA